CUUCCAGAGCUCACCUUUGAAUCUGCUUCAGCUUUUUCUCCUCGCCGGCUUUUAUUUUUCUCGUUAGAGAGAAAAACAAAGGACAGUCUGUAAGAUAUGGCAAACAGAUGUUCGAUUCAGCAGAACGGCUACUGUGCCGCCGGCGAUCGGCCGGUUAUCUGCCCCAAACCUCGUCGGUUUUUCUCGCCGGCAGAUGCUUCGGAUCCGAAAUCUGCUAACCAUCUUCUCGAUGCCCUUUUUCCAAAGCUAUCGGAUCCAGCGCCGCUGUUUCUCUGCGGGUCGCCGCCGACGAGAUCCAAUAACCCUAUGGUCCACGACGUCCGAUUCGGGGAAGCUAUUCCGCUCGCCCCUACGCCGAUCGCGUCGGCUGGGAUCGGAUCCGGAUCCGUAAAGAACGUCUGCACCCGAAUUCGAUAUGGCAUCAUGCCGGCCGCUGUACGUAUCGAGGGUUUUGAUUGUCUAGACCGUGAGCGUACUCGGAGCCGCGGCAUCCAGGCAGUCGCAUAGAUGCAUCCGCAUAAUUUCAUGGAGAGAUUUGUUCCAUCCGGUCGUUGGAGAAAAGGAAAAUUAGCCAAAGGCAAUGAAAUUAGGGGAUUUUUUUAUAGUUAUUUUGCUGCUAAUGGAGAGAAUUUUGACGUGUAAAUAGUAAGGGGAGAAAGUAAAAUAUUAAUUUAUAAUUUAUAUGGUUGGUUAUUUUAGUAAUUAUAGUAUUGUCAAGUGUUAGGGUUUCUGUUCUUCAUUAUUGAAGUUGUACAAAGAAAUGGGUUUGGCUUUGUUGGCUUGAAUCUUAUAAGAAAGAAUUUUGAGUCA
Molecule: messenger RNA, 810 nt
Organism: Dendrobium catenatum
Lineage: Eukaryota; Viridiplantae; Streptophyta; Magnoliopsida; Asparagales; Orchidaceae
Exons: 3
Coding region: 97-507 (136 amino acids)
Source: RefSeq, a predicted model, not a curated record